AUGGUUUCUGCGAGAAGAGCUAAAUCACCAUCAAAGAAGACAUCCGAUGAUGAACUGGAAUUUGAAAAAGGAAAGGAAAAUCUGCAGGUAGACGCAAAAGCUGCAAAAUGCAACGGAAAUACGCCUCUCACACGUCCAGUUCAAGCAGACAGAACUCUCUCAAGCAUCAAGGCGACAUCCACUUUGCCAAUUACUGUAAAAUCUGGAACCGUUGGAAUUCCGCGAGCAUCUUCGCUACAAACCAUAAAAGCCAAAGCAGCAUUAAAGGUGAAGAUUUACGUAUAUUUGAGUUAGCU
Strongylus vulgaris is the source of this 296-nucleotide messenger RNA. The record is from the annotation of a GenBank genome assembly. NCBI's taxonomy places the organism in Eukaryota, Metazoa, Nematoda, Chromadorea, Rhabditida, Strongylidae.